Dissoconium aciculare CBS 342.82 is the source of this 564-nucleotide messenger RNA. RefSeq lists its product as uncharacterized. The coding region runs from base 1 to 564 and encodes 187 amino acids. The record is from RefSeq and is a predicted model, not a curated record. Gene Ontology annotation, molecular function: GTP binding; GTPase activity; GDP binding. Gene Ontology annotation, biological process: small GTPase-mediated signal transduction. Lineage: Eukaryota; Fungi; Ascomycota; Dothideomycetes; Mycosphaerellales; Dissoconiaceae. Gene Ontology annotation, cellular component: plasma membrane. The transcript has 3 exons.
AUGGCGCCGCAGAAGCAGCGCAAGAUGGCCAUCGUGGGCAGCCGGUCGGUUGGCAAGAGCUCCCUCACCGUGCAAUUCGUCGACGGACACUUUGUGGACUCCUACUACCCCACCAUUGAGAACACAUUCAGCAAGGUCCUCCGCUUCCGCAACCAAGACUAUGCGGUAGAGAUGAUCGAUACGGCCGGUCAGGACGAGUACAGCAUUCUCAACAGCAAGCACUUCAUCGGCAUCCAUGGCUACAUGAUCGUGUACUCGGUAGGAAGCAAGCAGAGCUUCGAGAUGUGCCGAAUCAUUCGUGAUAAGAUUCUGAACCACCUGGGCGCUGAAACCGUACCAAUCAUGAUCGUCGCCAACAAAUCCGAUCUCCGGCCCGAGCAACGGCAAGUCACCGCCGCCGACGGCAAGAAAUUGGCUGAAGAGCUCGGUUGCGGUUUCAUCGAGGCUUCGGCGAGAUACAACGAGAACGUCGCCAAAGCCUUCGACGGCAUGCUGAAUGAGAUUGAAAAGGGACAAAGUGCAGGUCAGCCACCGGAGGGCAACGGAAAAUGUCAGAUGAUGUGA